This is a messenger RNA of Monomorium pharaonis (pharaoh ant), 8781 nucleotides long. RefSeq lists its product as uncharacterized. The record is from RefSeq and is a predicted model, not a curated record. The transcript is spliced from 2 exons. Lineage: Eukaryota; Metazoa; Arthropoda; Insecta; Hymenoptera; Formicidae. Bases 2637 to 3218 code for a protein of 193 amino acids.
AUGUAAAUAAAGAAUUGUAAUAUUUCAUGAGAAAAAAUAUAAUACAUAUUUUAUGAAAUCAUAAUUCUUUUUAAUUUAUUCUGAAAACUGAUAGAAAUUAUUUAAGAACGAUGUGAAUGUAAAAACUAACAAAGUAUUAACAAAAAAGCAGAUUUGUAUACAGUGUUAGCUACAAUUUUAAUUGCUCCGAUAUACAAUAUUUAGUUCUUUACGUAUUUACAUUUUUAUGGAAUUUAAUUUAUGGCGGAGCCUUUAUUGUGUAUUUAAAAAAAUUAAGCCCUCAAAAAGAUCGCGAUUUAAAUAAAAUCGUUCCAUUCUUUAACUCUCGAUAAUCUUUCGCAUCUCGGGAAAUUUUUUAUGUGGGUCGAUUUCAACACAUUCGUACUCUAGCAAAGGGAUGAACAACUAGCAACUAUAGGAGAAAAAAACGCAGACUCCUAGUCGCGCAACGACGUCAAAGGCGAAAGCUCGCGAACGCGGGAAGCUUGUGCGCGUUUUCGUCGUGACACGUUGAACCAUUUCAAAAGGGCCGCGCUCCCAUAACAGACGGCGCUAGCCGCGCCACGAUUGGGAGUGCGUUAGUCAAGUGCAUUGUUCAUUGAAAACGUAUUACGGUUGCAUUAUGUCCGUCGAGCCGUAGCCUUUUUCACGCGGUUUUAUUCGGUGAGAAGUCGCGCGUGACGAGUUAUGCAACGUGCGCCGCGUAAGGGCGGCCCGCGCCCGGCGAUCGGACCCCGCGGCAGCUGACCUACUUAGAGCUCGGCCUAUCAUCGUCGUACCCCACGACGCGGCGGCGAAUCGUGCCGCCGAUCGCGCGAGAGAGGAGAGGUUCGUGACGGAUCCCCGGGUGCAUGUGGCGAGAGAGCGGCCGGCGGAAAAGCCGGCGCACGAGAUCGUUUCCGGGGGAAAACGUAAUUGCGGCCGCGGCCGCCGCCGACGGCCGUGAUCUCGCGGCACGAGCACGACGACGGCGGCGAGGGGCGAGGGGAGGGGGCCGAACUGCUUUUGGAAAUUGCGUCUUUCCGUCCGCGACGGAGUUCGCCGAUGGGGCGCGCAGGGCCGUAGCCAACGCGCCACGGUCACGGGGCCGUUCCUCGAGACUUGUCUCUCUCUCUCUCUCUCUCACACACACACACACACACACACACACACACACCGCACGCGCGCACACACUCCGCUUUUCGUCUUCUCGCUUUUAUCUCUUUCGUGUCACGUCUCUCUCGUCUUCGUGUCACGGAAGCGACGGCACGUUGUCUCGGCAGUGAGCGAGAAAGUGAGUGCCGCCGGCACGCUCACAAUUUUCCCUUUCGUUCGAGACCACUGCCGUACCGGGUAUCCGCGCGCGCGCGCUGUCCGAUCGGAGCGACACGUGCGUGCGCGCGCGCACGCGUACGAGCGCCCACACCAUGCAUACCGGCGUUGUUUCACGCCGUCGGGAGAGGAUCAUCCCAAAGUUCCCACAUGACCCCGACCUUCACCGUUUCGUCGCGAAUGACGCGAUCUUUGGGAUAAUUCUCGCGUAAUCUCUCUCUCGACUCGGACCGCGUGGCACUAAGGAGGGCUUCGUCAGGUCGAUUUGAAAUUUCCAGCCGAUCCGUGGAUUCCAUUCUUCGCCGGGAAGAAGAAAAGAUAGUAGGAAAGAAAGGAUCUCAACGGGACGGAAGACAGAGACGUGUGGCGUGGUAAUUAGGUAGUACGGUCCUGGCGCGGCUCUCGUGCUGUCAGUGCGCGACACUGCGCGCCGGAUGCUCGCUUGACUUAGGGAGUGCCCGUGCCGAUGCAAAGUGUAAGUGAAGUGGCCUACAGACCUACAUUUGUCUAACGUUCCAUUUUUUCACGGGCCGACGGGAAUGGGUGGUUAACGAGUAUCGCGCGCGUCACCUCCGCUCCUUUCCGCGGUGAAGCGCGGCCUGUGCGUGUGUCUGCGAUGCCGUCGUCCCGUGAUAUACCGACGUUCGGCUGACGAGACGGACGGGAGCGAAAGAGACCGAGAGAAAGAUAAACGGGCCGGACGAGGACGGAGCGAGCGAGCGAGCGAGUUAACCGUGGCGGUGCUGUGCAGUUUCGGUACGCUCUCGGACACGGCGCUUCGACCGGCGCGCGCCCCGCGCGUACUCGUGAAAAGAGACCGAGCGAGAGACGGAGGCAGGGAGAGAGGGAGAGACGACUCGUGAGCGUGCGCGAGAGUGAGAGAGAGGGAGAGCGGAGGGGAACGAUAGGCGAGCGCACGAGAGGGAAAGCGAGUGAGCGUGACGUUGUCGGCAAGGUGGGAGAGGGGGAGAGAAAGAGAGAGUGAGUGUGAGCGUGGAAAAAGAGGCACGGAGCGCGCGCGCGCGCGCGCGUACGCUACGGAAAAUCUCGUGGAGAAAAAGGAGCGAGCGAGAGAGUGAAUGAGUAAGUGAGUGAGUGUGUGUAUGUGUGUAUGAGGAGAGAGAAAGAGAGAGAGAGGGAGAGAGAGAGAGAGAGAGAGAGAGAGAGAGACACACACACACCGAAAGGGAUAUGUAAAAGAGUGUAGGUGUCCUUCCGAGAAGUGCGUGCACUCGCGGAAAACAACGUGCAGGAGAAGUGGAGGGAAUCCUGUCUAUCCGUUUGUCCGUCUGUCCGUCUAUCCGCCGGGACACGCGAGGCCCGGAAUGGCUGCGAGGACAGGGGCGGGCGGGGGUGAGACCCCCGCGACUGUCCUCGACGACAAUGCCGGCAUCGUGACGACGACGGCGGGUCCCCUCGCGGAAUCGUCCACGUCGUCUUCGUCUACCACCACCUCCUCCUGCUCCUCCUCCGUUACCGCCGUCGCCGGUGCCGCGGUGCCAACGGUGAUCCUGACGGAGAGUACCGCUACGAGCGCCGGGAGCCUGCCCUUGACGGGAUCUCAACAACAGAGCAACUUGCAUCAGGUGCAUCAGCCGCAACAACCGUCGCGACAGAGAAUCAACCUCAUCACCGACGUGGCCGUCAAUGAUGUCGCAGGAAGGAAGCUAUCUCUCUUCUUUUUUCCGUCUUCCUCUCGCCGCUACUUACAAGCAACUCCGGAAUUGACGCCGGUCCAAAGUUCUGUUUCUCCAAGCAUCCUUUAUACUAUCAGCUACUUAGUUAUGGAAUUUGCAAGUUUAUUUGGUGGCGUUCAUAAUUCAACCGUCCUUCUUCUCAUCGAAUGGAUAUCAUCAGCCACUGCUGCUUCAUGCUCAAGCAUCUUUCGUCUAUUCGCAUACCAGUAACAAAACGCUUAUACGCGACAGACGCGAAUUUUUGGACGCUGCGGACAAUUCGUACAACUUUGUAAAUGCACUGAAAAAAGUUUGGUAAUAACUACCAAAUAUUGAAUGAAUUAAUGCUAAUUAAAUUAUUCAAUUAAUAUAAUGAAAAAUAAUUUUAUUUUUAAAAAUAUUUAGAAAAUAUAAGUAUCUAUCAAACGGUUGUUUACAUUAUUAUGUUCGUGAUAAUAUCUACUAAAUAUUUGGAGAAGAAAAAUUAUUUUUGUGACUAUAUGUCAAUCGAGUAUUUAAUUGGCAUUAUUUCACUCAACAUUUAAUAGCUAUUAACUCUUUUUUAGCAUGGGACACGGGUAUGUUGCACAAAUUUUGAGUAACCUCGAUUACCUGGCGCGAUACACCGAGCACAUCGAUAGCGAUAUUACUGAAAUUAUAAUUGCGAAAUUAACAGAAACGUGGUCUCUAUAUUUAAAGAAAGAAAAGGAAAACAUUAUUUAUUAUCGUAUACGAAAUGAUUCAAAGCAUAAAACUUUGCUAUUUGUAAUAUUUAAGCGUAAAUUUAAGCUCUAAUAGGAUAGAAUCAUUUUAUAGUAAAAUAUAUAUCGAUCAGCGGCGAGAUUAUCUGUUGUCGCAACAAGUGUACGAAUAAUGCGCAUACUCGUUGUUAAUCGCGCCGCCAAUUCACUUUUGCUGACAUAUUGUAUUGUUAAUAUUGUCGCACAUACAACGACGGCAAACUUGCUUGCAGACAACAUUGAGCGGCAUUAUUACCGUCAUCAAAUUUGCUAUCGUCGUGCUUUAUCGUGCGUACGCCAGUAUUUGUACCGCCUACCUUCCUCUUGAAAAAUAUUUCAAUGUCGUCAAAUCUCUACAUGUUGUUGCCCAUCUUUUCUUUGUCUCGGAUAAGCAACAUAACAACCCCCUUUCAACAACACGCGGUUCCAAGUUGUCGCGUCGCUCGGAAUAAAAUGCUGCGUCGGGGUUCGCGCACGCGUCAAUCUCAUCUGUGUGAGUGCGAACAUUUUACUACAUAUAAAAACACACGCGCGCGCAACACGUACACACGCAUGGGGAUCCAUUCGAGCGUCGAGCAGUACAAGGUGGUCCAAGUGCAUCGGGUAAAUGGGUCAAGCGAAUUAAUUCACGCUGGCUGGCAAGCCGCGCGCUUCGUCGUGUCUCUCGCUACACACAACAAAAACAAUAUAGAACGCGCUAUGGUUACAAAGUAAGAGCUAAGCGAGACACGCACUAAAUGCAGUUCGCGGAAAGCGUAUAUAACAUAAACACGAAAACUGCAUUAACGGACGCUGCUCUUGUAUCUUGUCUCUUAGGGGAAAGAAAAAAAAAAAAAAGAAAAAAAACUACAAAACUGAUAGAUGCUUUUGCUACCUCGGGCUUUUACAAUUUCACGACGAAUAAAUUAAGUUUUGCUAUAUCUAUUGCCCUGCGAUUCGCAUAUUUUUAUGUAUUCUAUUAUAUAACUUUAUUCUUUUGAUGUGAUACAUUGAUCUGAUUUUAUAUGUCGUUUAUUUAAAUUGUGUUAUCGUUUUUAAAAGUAUAUUGAAGAUGAAAAUAUUUUAGUUUUUUUUUUUCACGUAAAAACUAUUGUUUGAAAUUCAGAACAUAACUUUCCUAAUCAAUUUCAAAUUUCAAAUUAUCAAUAAUAAACGCAAAGGAAAUAUGGAUGUGUUAUGUGAAAUUUCCAUAGUCCAUAAUACGAAAGAAAGUUAACUUGCGUUUUGCUCGAUGUUAUAUCUUUGAAUGAAGAUUUAUAUAUUAUGAAUUUAUGUUAUCGUAACUUUGCUUAGUUAUCAUCGAUGCCUCUCAAAACGUCUUCCGGCAAGAACGACGGAAACUUAUGCGUGUGCGAUUGCCUUAUCACGUAGAACAAACAUUGCAGUGGUCACAAUGUUGCAUGGUCACGUUAUGUGAGCACGAGACGUAUUUAUUUCCGCGCCAAUUACCAAAUUGAUGUCGUAAUAUUCUAUUCGUAUAGUGUCGCGGGGAGGAACAAUGUCCCGGAUUCCCGCAAUGUAUGUGGCAUAUUAUAAUUAACGCCACAAUUGAAAUAAUCUCAUACAUAUAGCGCGAAUAUAAAAUAUUAUAAAAUAUAGGAAUACUAAAUAAUAUACUUAAAGUCAAGACAAUACAAUGAAAGUAGUUAUUCUUUCUACUUUAAUGCGCUUUCUAUAACUGUUUAUUAAAAGAAAAAAAGUUUUUUAAUAUUAAAUAUAGUGAUUUAUUAAAUUUGAAAGCGCGAGAUUACAGAUGUUUCGCAUCAGGAUUUAUAGAAGAUCUUUAUUUCACAAUGUAGACAGUUGGCGAAUAAAAUAUACCGAACGGAAACUUGAUUGUGUCGUCAGCAUACCUCUGUCGCAGGUUAUAUCGACUUUGAUUACUUCAAUCUACACACCUGAGAGUAUUGAGAUAAAGUCGCUCAAGUCUUGCGUGUCCGCACGAAACCGGCUUCUAUAUCGCUCUUACACCGAGUGCUCUUAAAAUUUUGUAUAAUAUCAUUGCAGUAAUUUUUUAAACAAAAAAUUAAUAUAGUUACUUCACGGAGAAAAUUUUAUAUUAAAAUUCACUAUGUAUGAUAUGUAGCUGUGGAUCAUAAGAAAAAAAUUUCUAAGAAUUAUAUACCACACACUUGCACACAUAUUAUGGCAAUUUGAUGAAAAACAGUAAAAACUUGUUUAAUUCCUUAGUCUGCGUUUACCGCUUACCAUAGUAAUUUUUGGUAAAUUUUCUUCGUGUUUUUAUGAAAAACUCAAUAUUUUUAAAAAAAUUUCUUAGAUUGGGCAUUUCAAUAUAAAUAAAAUUCUAGUACAACCUGAUGUAAUGUUAAUUCAGACUUUAUUAUAUUCCGAAAGCUUAAAUUGAAAAGAUUCUUUGUAUUAUUUACAAAAAUUUAAAACUCAAAAGCAUCAUAGCAAAAUGUUAUUUAAGCUGCAGUAAGUGCAAUUUAUGAGUUUAAAUUUUUAGCGCAAUAGAAAUAUAUCUUUGAGAAACGUAUGAAGAGAGUACGGGGACUGAAUAGCACUUGCUAUUGUCUCACACAAAAAUAUGUUAUACGUUUAGAAAAUAUAAGCAAACAAUUAGUCACACAUUUCUUUUACGCUUCUUAACUUCUUUGAAGAAAAGGUAUCUCGAUUUUUUACACAAUGACACCCUGCAGUGAAGUCCUAUCCGUUGACACAUGGGUCCCAUUUUACAGGGGGUACAUGAAACGCAUAUAGAUCUUAACGAGUGGUACUUAGUCAGAAUUGUGCUCGGCGAGUGUGCACAAAUAUACACACAAAGAGACGCGUAGCGUCGGCGUCGCCGGCGGCGACACGCAUGCGGAUCGGCUGGUAACAUUGGUGCCAGCCAGAAAUCAGGUCAUUCGUAUCAAACUGACCUACAUACCGUUAUCAUCUGUAUUAUCGCCUUUGAUAAAGCGUUUAUUAACCGCACGAUUAUACACUAGUAAAAGAUCCAUAAAAGACGUUUUUAUCCCCUUCUCUUUCUUUUCCUCUUAUAGCCUAACUUCCGUCGUGACAUUGCGUGUUUGUAGUACAUUGAGUCGUCAGUUUCCUAUUACCGUUGUGCGUUACUCCCUUUGAUAGUUAGCCCUUUGGAGACUUAAUCCCAGGGCACAGAAUAGAUAUCUCGAACUCUUAUCUUUCUCCCCUUCCACCCUCGCCCUCCUCCUUCUGUUUUCUUUUCCCUCAAUUUAUGUGGCCUCCCUCUGCUUCCCUCCAAAUCUCUCGUUUGGCGCUUAUCGAACUCCCAUCGGUUUGAUUUCUUUUUAUUUAUCCCUCACCCGCCUUCACUUUGACGGCCGCGACGGUAAUAAUAAUUCAGGGUAAAAACGCCUUAUCCCUCUCUCGCGGCGUCAUGCUAAAAAUAACAGGCAACAAACGACGCGGCUGACCUCGUCCUGGCCACCGUCCUUCCUCAACGCUUCGAACUCUUCAACUUGAUCUAAUUACAUAUCUGCCCCCGCAAACUUUCGAGCGAGAUCACGCGGAUGCGUAUGGAGAAAACGAUCGAUUCUCCUCGAUAUUCGUCUAAUAUACGACGCGUAACGUCCUUGAAAGAGCGCGAGGGAAAUUCCGGAAGGCUAAAUAAAGGGUGGCUGCCUGUCACGUGACAUAUUAUUUGCGGGUGGACAAAUUAAAUAUUGAAAAGUCUGUCUUGGUGAGGAAAGAUAAUUCAAUAUUUCACAGUAUCGCACCUCCAUCUUUCGAGCACUGUUUGUCAAAGAGAAUUUGAACAUAAUUCUGAAUUAAUUCUUAAAAUCUUAAAUUACUGAGCAACAAUUAAUUGUUGCUUUAGUGAAAUUAAACUAGUCUUUUAAGCUAUUGAAAGGAUUUCCCACGUAUACAAUUUCUUUAUUCGAAUAGAUUAUAUAUUCUCUUAGAAAAUUAAAGGUUAAACAUAUUAUAUAUAUUUUUGACACAGCAAAAUGUUACAUCUUUUUUGCCUUAUUACUACGUCAUUAACAUUAUUAUUAUGUAUCGUUGCUCAUUAACUUAUCUCUAUCAAUAAAUUAUCAUUUUUUGUGUAAUGGACAUUUGCAUUCUGACAACAAACACGGAGUAAAACGCGUUGCAAAUUUUCCGCUAAUUCAAAGUUAACCGAAAAGAACACAUUUUCGUAAAACUGAAUUUGCGUGAGAGUAUAAAAUUAAAAAUCGGAAAAUCUUAAAAUUGAUUAACUUAAGAAAUCGAAUUAUUUUGAAUGUCGCGAUUUUAGUUAGUGAUACCCUUGACCUAGAAAUAGCCACGGAGGGAGCAGUUUACAUCUCAGCGACUCAAAAUAGAACAGACAUUUUCGUCGAUUCGUCCGACUUUAUUAGAAUUGUCGAUAAAUGUCCCUUCACAGUUAAUUCGAGAACUUGAAUUAUUAUCAAUAUUUUACUUAUUUUUUUACAUUAUAUAUCUCUCAAUUAUAUAAGAAAAUGUAAGUAAAAAAUCCAUCAAAUUAAGAAAAGUGAUGCAGAAAAGUAAUUAACUGUAUCAAGACGGACUGCUUAAAAUGAAGCUUCACCAGAUGACACCGUCACCUUUUUACGGCACAUCUUAAUCUGACACUUGAAUUACUCUCGGGUCUGGUUAAUUUCUCUUAAUAUGCGCAUGUAUAAAAAGAUUAACAAGAAAUUACUUUGUAUAAUUUGAUUUCGUUAAAAAGUAAUAUCCCACAAGGCUCUAGAGUCAAGGAAAUUUUAUCUUAUUUCAUUAUUUCAUUAUUUGUAAGUUUUAUUAUUAUUUGGCGAGAAAAAUGAAAAUCAAUUAUCGUUAAAGUUCACAUGCUAUAUAAGUAUCAAGUAUCUUAUAUUGUAUAUAAAGGAAGAAGAAGAGAAAUUUGAUCAGGCACGAAUGACCUGGAUACACCGUUUAAUAUUUUAGCAAUUUAGAAAAUAGAGCGCAAAAGAUCCAUCCCUGCGAGCGAUCGUCGUGAGAUAUUCACGGAUGACGAUAGAGGGAGACAGAAAGAAAAGUAGGAUCUGGCAUUGUGGACGGCGACGCGUUCUCUCACUGCAAGCGAAAGUGCAAGCAAGAAUGUCGAGAGUGAUCGUGACGCGACG